AUGAUAGCAGAAUUGAAUAACAAUACCGACCACGAAUCCUGGUACAGACUAAACAAAGUUAUCGGCAAUGGCUCUUUUGGCAUAGUUCAUGAGGCUUAUCUCAUCAAAACCAAUGAGCAAGUCGCGAUAAAAAAAGUCUUACAGGACCCUCGGUACAAAAAUCGUGAGUUGACAAUAAUGAAAGAUUUAAGACACCCGAAUAUCAUAAAGCUGAGAGAUUACUACUUUACAGUGCAGUACAACAACUCAACCUCUUCAACAACCCCUUCAAAUAACCAAACAAAGACGACGGCAAAGACCAAUGGCGAGGAAAAGUACCUCAAUUUGGUCAUGGAGUACAUGCCAGACACAGUUCACAAAGUAAUGCGCACCUACUUCAAAUCCCUUGGGUUCGUUCCUCUUAACUUGAUCAGGACUUACGCCUUCCAGAUCUGCAGAGCGUUUGGAUACCUACACUCCAUGAACAUAUGCCACCGUGACCUGAAACCACACAACUUACUCGUGGACCCCUUUACCAAUGUGUUAAAAUUAUGCGACUUUGGAAGCGCAAAAAAACUCGUAAAGGGUGACUGGAGCGUGUCGUAUAUAUGCAGCCGCUUCUACAGAGCACCUGAGUUGAUGCUUGGAUCCAAUGAAUAUACCACUGCUAUAGAUUCUUGGUCCAUAGGAUGCGUCUUGUCUGAGCUGUUACUGGGAAGACCGAUAUUCUGCGGUGAUACGUCGAUCGAUCAAUUAGUCAAAAUUAUACAAAUUCUAGGAACGCCUAGCAUACCUGAAAUGAAGGCUAUGAACCCCGACUAUAAUAACAUAAACUUCCCAAACUUGAAGCGCGUGGAACUUAGCACCGUCUUCCCCAAAAACACAGAUCCCGAUCUAAUAAAUCUAAUAUCAAACCUACUCAAGUAUGACCCAACUGAACGCCUAAAGCCCUUGGAUGCCCUAACUCACGUGUUCUUUAAGCCACUAAUCGUAAAAUCCUCAAACCAUGUGACCAACUGCACAUCUUCUAGAGAGCAUCCAAACUCAAUGAACUCCGGAAUAUUAGAUGAACUCAUCGUGGACAUUAUUAACCCGAACCUGGUGCCUAACAACCUCGUCGAUUUCACUCCAGAGGAAUGCAACUAUAUGUCAACUCGCACCAAAGAAUAUUUUAAUCUAAUAUAA
Messenger RNA from Theileria annulata, 1164 nucleotides. Its product is annotated as glycogen synthase kinase, putative. The record is from RefSeq and is a predicted model, not a curated record. Gene Ontology annotation, biological process: signal transduction; protein phosphorylation. Gene Ontology annotation, cellular component: cytoplasm. The coding region runs from base 1 to 1164 and encodes 387 amino acids. Gene Ontology annotation, molecular function: ATP binding; protein serine/threonine kinase activity. The transcript is spliced from 3 exons. Lineage: Eukaryota; Apicomplexa; Aconoidasida; Piroplasmida; Theileriidae.